UCAUGGAGCCCCUGGGCAAUAGGGGAUCAUGGGGCCCCUGUGUCCUUGCCCAAACUCAAAAUAACCUAUGAAAAAGGUACCAGGGGCAUCUCAUGGGGCCCCCUACUGACCCUGGGCCCUCGGGCAGUGCCCGAGUUUCCAAAUGGUCAGUCCGCCCCUGGACAGGUUUUAGAAAUCCAGACAUGAAGACCCAUUACAAUGCCAUAAAAAGCAUAAAAAUCCCUUUUUCAGUAGUAACAGUUGGACAAGCUCUUCAGAAC
Messenger RNA from Staurois parvus, 260 nucleotides. Lineage: Eukaryota; Metazoa; Chordata; Amphibia; Anura; Ranidae. The record is from the annotation of a GenBank genome assembly.